This is a messenger RNA of Portunus trituberculatus (swimming crab), 7012 nucleotides long. Its product is annotated as oxysterol-binding protein-related protein 3-like. Gene Ontology annotation, molecular function: cholesterol binding. The record is from RefSeq and is a predicted model, not a curated record. Gene Ontology annotation, cellular component: perinuclear endoplasmic reticulum; intracellular membrane-bounded organelle; cytosol. Lineage: Eukaryota; Metazoa; Arthropoda; Malacostraca; Decapoda; Portunidae.
CUCGAUCCUAUGUCACUGAGGCUUUUGAGUCCCGAUGACGAGGCUCCUGGAGACAUUAGUGGACCUCGAGGAAGGCUUCUUGCAAUAAUGACUCAUGUGGAGUGACCAGCAGCAUCAAGUGUUGGUGAGAGGUGCUGUCAGCUACCAGCAGGGAUGGAUGCCACAACAAACAACCACAAAAUGCCUAAGCAGAAAAAGAAAGGGAAGCCUCCACCCCCACCUGGAUCUGAGUCAGACCAGAGCAUUGACACCAACAGUCUCUCAGCGGAAUCCCAGGAGGCUGGUCGUUCACCGAGCUCUUCCCAUAAAAUCACAAGUAAAAAAGGAGAAUGGGAGAUCUUGGAAGGACUCAAAGAAGGACAGAGGUUUGAUUUGAUCCCACGGAAAUUUGAAGGUUUUUUUAAGCGUCGCAAGUGGCCCCUGAAGGGAUGGCACAAGAGGUAUUUUGUGCUAGAUCAGAGUGUGCUGACUUACGCCAAGACUAUCGGAGAUUUGAUGCGUGGCAAGAUCUUGGGCAGGAUGGACAUUGGUAUGUCUGUUAUAUCAACAAAGGCUCGGCGGCGGCGCAUUGAUAUUGAUGCUGAUACCUUGAUCUUCCACUUGAAGUGUAAGUCAAGAGAAGUGUACCUGCAAUGGGUGGAACAACUUAAGCAACACCGACUUCACAAGCAGCAUCAGAUCUUGUACAGCAAAGACCAGAAUAAAUUAACAUCUCCCACCUCACCCUCUGAUGACUCUCCAACAGACUCACUAGUGCCAGGGGGGAGGGCAUCACUACCAGGAUCAUUGCCAAGUUCCCACCCAGGCACCAUAGGCAGAGAAACAAAGACCAACACUGCCACCAGCCUCACAGGAGCUGCUGCAGAUGCUGACCCCAGACAGGGGCCUUGUUCUCCUCUGUAUGGAAUAUGCCUCUCAUGUGGGGGGGGGUUCCACCCACACAACAGUAUGAAUCAGGCAGGAGCUGGGACACUGCGUUCAUGGCUCUUGGAUAACUCUGGAUUAGACCACUUAACCAAGGAGAUCACCGCAACACAGCACCAUGUCCAGCAGCUUGCCCACCUCCUGGAUUCCAUCGAGCACCAGGAUGAUAUCAGCCAUGGUGAGCCAGCAACACCCUCUACAAAAUCAAGGAAAAAAUUCCGCCUACGUAAACACAAAUCCAGCAAAUCCACUAGCGGGGAGUUACCAUUGUCUGGCAGUCCAGGGAAAGGAGGACCUGACCAAGUGGAUGCUGCAGUCCCCUCACUGCAGGCAGAUGGCAAUCUAUGUGAACUGAGACCCCUGAGCAGCAGCAAUCCUACCCUGGCCAUGCAUAAUGCUGGCUGGCAUUCAUCUGUUUCCCGGCCACAUAGCUAUUCUGAUGCCUCCACUGCUGUUGCUGGAGGAGUGCAGCCCCCAAAUACCCCUUCUCCCACGUCACAAUCGCACCAUCCAGCUCCCAUCCCACCUACGAUCACACUAUCUAUGGAAAGUACCUCCCGAGAAGACUUCACCAUCUUAGCUAAAGAAGUUGUGAGUCAAAUUGGACAAGUCUUGCGAGGACUUCAGACUGAACGUGAGAAGCUUCGUCAGGCACUAGAAUCAGAAUCAAAUCUCCUGGCAUCGCAUAACACUACUGCUAUCAUUGCUGCCCUCAGAAAUUCCCUGAAUCAGGCACUCCAACAAAAUGCAGAACUCCGAGGACGUUUGGCCAGGAUUCAUGCUGACUCUGAUUUGUCAGAAAUAUCUGUGCCACCAUCUAUGUCUGAACUGCUUCACAAGUCCCUUCACACAUCUCUGUCUUAUGAAAGUAGCUCAUGCUUCAGUGCCUCAGAGUAUUUUGAUGCCGCUGAUGCAUUUAGUGAUGCAGGAGGCACUGACACCAGCUCUGAAGCUUCAUCUGACAACAGCUCCUUUACCAGUGAAGCCAGUGAUGCUGGCACUGAUGCCCACCCUAGUGUGGCUGACAGUGAGGAUGUCAGAUGGAAGUGCUUCACUGGCAGACGGACACGUCUGCCAGCCCCAAAACCCCUCACUGAGGACUUCUCUGUUUGGAAUUUUCUUUACAAGAACAUUGGGAAGGAUUUGUCCAAAGUGUCCAUGCCAGUUACCCUUAACGAGCCUCUCAACUUGCUUCAGCGAAUGUGUGAGGAACUGGAGUACAGUGAGCUCCUGGACAAAGCUGCUGGGCUGGAGGAUGCUGGUGAACGUAUGGUAUUGGUGGCAAGCUUUGCUGUGUCUGCUUAUGCCUCCUCAAUAUAUCGUGCAGCUCACAAGCCUUUCAACCCACUUCUUGGUGAAACUUAUGAGAGUAUCAGAGAAGAUAAAGGCUUCAGAUUUGUUGCAGAACAGGUGAGCCAUCAUCCUCCAGUUAGUGCUUGUUAUGCCAAGAGCCAUAAUUUCACAUUCUGGCAAGAUGUGCGUAUCAAGACUAAGUUCUGGGGCAGAUCCUUGGAGUUUCAGCCCACAGGUAAGGUACACUUGACACUGCGGGAGACAGAAGACUCUACCGUGGAGGAUCACUAUGAAUGGAACAAAGUAACUACUUGUGUCCAUAACCUAUUUGGUGGUGGGCAGCGGUGGGUGGAUCAGUAUGGGGAGAUGAUGAUCAAGAAUGCCAACAAAGGCCUGACUUGCAAACUGUCCUUUGUACGGGCUAGUUCAUGGUCAUCCAAAAGACAUGAAGUAUUUGGUACUGUAACCGACUCUACUGGCCAUGUGCUGCACAAUCUCUUUGGCAAAUGGACUGAAGCAUUGUACUGUGGCCAUGCUCCCUCAGCCAGGGUUGUAUGGCGGCCAGGCAGUAUGCCAGAGGACUUCCAUCUCUAUUACGGCUUUACCAGGUUUGCCAUGGAACUCAAUGAAUUAGAUGAAGACCAAGCCAAGUAUUUGCCAUCUACAGACACAAGAUUCAGACCAGACCAGAGGUACCUUGAAGAAGGAAACAUGUCUGGUGCCGAGCUGCUCAAGACACAGCUGGAACAACAGCAAAGGGAAAGACGUAAGCAGCGUGAAGAGACUGGGGUGGAAUAUGUUCCUAUGUGGUUCAGGCGGGAACAAAGCAACUCAGAUGAGUCGUGGGUUUUCACAGGAGAAUACUGGAAUAAGCGCAAGGAUCCUGGUUUUGUGAAUAUGACCUUUGACAAGCUUUGGUAGGCCCUUCAAAUUAGUUAUGGCCUUCAUUGUCAAAAUGUAAGUUUUCUAGCUAAGAAAAAUAACUGUUAAUGUGAUUGUGUGUACUUUGGAAAUUUGUUGGUAGUUUUGUAACAACCAAAAAUUAUGUUAUUGUGGAUGGGCUCACAAAUUGUGAUGAUAGCAAUUUUUAAUGAAUAUUCUGGAUGAUUUAGUAAAAUGUCAUCAUUCACUUCUAUUGAACUGGUUUAAGCUACAAGCACAGUUCCAAGAAACACAUGAUGAUUGCCCAUCACACAACAUACCAAGUGCACUUUGUGUUCUGAAGUGUCAUACAUAUAUCUUAUGCCAUAACUGGCCAUGUUCCUCAUCCACUUGUUACUUGUACAUUUGUUGUAAACUGUGAGUGCUGGAGUUAUUAUUUUUCUAUAUACCCAGUAUACUUAGUUUUUUUAUUUUUUUUUUUUUUUUAUUAAAUCUUCACUAGAUUUCUAUGACAAACUCUUUAACAGAAUGAAUUCUUUUCAGCCAAGCAAGGCUCAGAGUGGAAUCCAUCAAAAGAUUUUUUUUCUAUUACUAUUAUUGUUAUUAUUAUUAUUGUUUAUUAUUAUUAUUAUUAUUAUUAUUAUUAUUAUUAUUAUUAUUAUUGUUAUCAAUAUUAUUAUGUAUUGUUUUUCACUGAUUUUUUUUAAUUACAAUAUCCAAAUAGUUUUGAUUUUAAUGUGAAAGCCAGUACAGUAUAGGUUAACAAUUUUACGUAAAAAGGGGUUUUUGUAUGAAAUAGAUUUCCCUUUCAUCUUUAUUUGCUAGUUGUCAUGCCUGCAGUUUUAUGAUAAUUUUACCUCAUUUUGAGAAUUAAUAAUAUCAAUUGGGGAUUUUUCAUUGGUCAUUCAUUAUCUUAUUUAAAAAAAAAAGUUUUAUGGCAAGUAAUGCUAACUAAACCAUUAUUUGUACUUCAAAGUGAGUUCCAAAAGUUUCAUAACAUUAUCUUCUGUAAUGGAUAAUAUUUAAGUCCCUUGUUAGAAACAUAUAUACUGGGAUUGUUCUUUAUUCCUUUUUUUGGAGGAAGUGAAUGCUAUAUUCUAUAUUUGAGAUUCAUUUGAAUCCUGUAAGAUACUGAACUAGCAUGACAAAACAACUUUUAUGUGGCCUCAGGAAUGGGUACACUUGUUCGGUUUUGUCUGUGUACUUACAAGCACAGUUUGUUGUUGUAAUCCCUGGCUAGUGUAGAUAUUGUCAGCCACAUCAGGGGAGAUGUGAACCUGUUUAAGAUCAAGAAUGCAUAGUUUUCUCUAUGAUAGUGCUUAAUGAUGACAUUAUAGAUUAUGUUGAUGUUUUGAUAAAAGGUUUAUGCAGUUCAGCACUGCAUUACAUAUGUGCAUACAUUAUUUGAUUUGAAGUUUGAAUUCUUCAGUUUUUGUUUUGUUUUAUCAUUUAUUAUUAUUAUUGUUAUUGUUAUUGUUAUUGUUAUUAUUACUAUUAUUACUAUUAUUAUUAUUAUUAUUAUUAUUAUUAUUAUUAUUAUUUUUAUUAUUAUUAAUCCAUUUAUUUAUUUAUUUUAGAUACACUUGUGCUAAUUCAUUGUGAAGUCCUGGUUUCAUCAGAAUUUGGUUUGUUACAAAAUACCCAUUUAUCCUGCUACUUUAUAUAUGUCACAAACCAACACAGCUUUAACACGCAAUUUUCUUGAGCAUAUUUAUGACUCAUUAUUUGUUAUCUGUUAGAUAAAUGAAUUAGAUAUUCUUUUAGCACAUUCUUUUCCAUAACUAUUCUUUAUCUAUUUUUGUCAAACUUGUGAUUCUUUUCUUUUCAAAAGCUGUUUGUUACUCUGUUGCAUUGCACAGCAGUAUUUGUAUACAGAUAAUCUCCAUAAUAUAGUCGUUUGUAAUUUUCUUGUGCACUUUAAACCCACAAUAUAACAAACUAAUUGAGGGGCAGGCCAGGUCACUAUGUCCAAAGCUUGUUAAAGUUAAGCUUUUAAGUGAACUCGGGUCAUUAUGUAAGGAAAGAUGUUUGGUAAUACCUAUUUAUUGACAAGUCUGAGUGACGGAAGCAUGGGAGGAUACACAGUGGGGAAGUCUUAUUAUUGCCACCCACCCAUGCAUGCAAUAACAUUUUUUUGCCUGUGCUACACUUAGAUUUCUGCAAACUUGCACCACAUGAUGACCUAGAAUUCAUUGGAUGUCAAUCAUGUAUGGAGGCCUGAAGGGAUAUCUGAUACUUGCCAAGUUGAGGUUUGUUACAUUGAGGAUUUAUUGUUUUUCAAAAAUCUUAAAACUUUCACAACAUUUCUGCUGGUUUUUAUCUACUGAAUUUAUUUUUUUUUUUUUUUUUUAUUUUUUUUUUAUUUACUUCAGAGUGUGCAAUAGUGAGCAAUGCUAUCAUUUUUACUAGCCCAAAAACUACAAUUAGACUUCCUAAUAUUAGUACACAAUACCUCACCCAGGUUCAUUGGUAAUAGACACUAAACAUAUAGCCUUUCACAGAUUCCUAUAUAUGCCUAUACAUUAUUGUAUUUCCACUGAACAAAUAACACAAUAAUCAAAGAGCUGAUAAUAAAUAUUUGAAGAAUUGGGAUUGUCGGUAAAAAUGUAGUAAUGAUUACCAUUUCUAUCUUUAUGUGGUAUUUGAGAAACUUAAGACUUAUUGCCAUAUUUAUUGUAUGAUUCUUUUAAAAAAAAUUGUGAAAAGCCAUUUUUAUUUAUCACAAAGUACAGAACUUACUGUCAACACAACAUGACUCAGUCCAUGUGUUCUGCCAUAUGUGUUGUUUAUAUUCAUCUUGGUACUUUCAUGCUUUUGUACUUUUUAGAAUGAUGUUUAACAAUAUUUAUUCAGCCACAUUUUCUCCAACAAGUCAUUGCAGAGGUUAUUGAUGAAUUAAGAUUUUACAGCAUGAAAGUUAUUACUGCUGUCUCAAAGUCCUUGAAUAGAAAAUUUUAUGCUAAUAAUCAAAUGUCUUCUAUUGGUAACUGAUGAACCUGAUCACAGCAGUACACGGGGUAAAAUGUAGACAAUGCAUGAACAAAGUUUUAUACUUUUAAAUGAUAGUGGACAAUUUAUUCCUUAAAUAAUAACACUGUGAAAUGAAAUGCUGAAGGAUCAUCACAAUACAUUUAUAAAGGAAAUAUUUUGAUUGCUCAGUAUGGACUUGGGUGCUUAGAACUAUAUAUAUAUAUAUAUAUAUAUAUAUAUAUAUAUAUAUAUAUAUAUAUAUAUAUAUAUAUAUAUAUAUAUAUAUAUAUAUAUAUAUAUAAAUAAUCAAAUGGUAUUGUGAACCUUAGGGUCCAUUGUAUGCACUGAAGUGCAAUAUCUGUUGUUGCAAAAUAUGGUAAUCUCACAAAACCAUAAUUAAUAUGUCAGCACAUUUGUUGUAAUUACCUUCAUCUAUAUUGCCAGACAUGCUUUGCCUUUAUGAAUCUUGCAAGUGGUAGAAAGUGGUGCUCACCCAGAUAAGUAAAGCACUCUAGUAUUGGGCAUCCCUUGUGGGCCAGGCUGUUGAGUAUCCUUUGCUAGUGAGUGCUGAAGGAGGCCUUGUGCUGCUGGUGUUCUCCUCUAAGGCUGUUUUAUUAAGUGCUAGUUUGUAUAUAUGUAAUUAUGUCAUGUCGACUACUGGAGAGUAUUAUUUAUUCAGAGAAGUUGUAUAAAGUCUCAUUCACAUAAUAUUGUAUUUUUUCUGGUGCAAAUUUAGACACUAUGCAGUUGUAUUAUUGUAUUUGUGCACUCAGGAAGGGAUGCUUUCAUUUUACUUUUGCAAUACAAUGUAUCAUUAUUUAUUCAUCAAGUAUUUCUAUGAGUGGUCCAAGAGGGUUAAGCAAACCUAGUUCAUAGUCAUUUAAUAUUGAUGUAUAGGUUGAUUUUUAUACAUUUAGGCAGUGUAAUAAAUCCAUAUUUUCUA